UGGUUAACAGAGUCGGCAGACCGCCUGCGCAACUUGCACGUACGACGCGUAGCCUCGCAGUGUGUCACGCUUGACGUUCCAGUUUAAGUUUGUCCGCCACACAGCGUGCAACUGCAUGUUUCUCCGACAAUAUCACACUGUAUCGCACGAUUAGCGUGGCUGAACUUCUAACAACACGCGUCCACUGCAUCGAUCGUAACCAAUCUCCAGGAUCUUCCCGGUUGGGUUAGCCCUGGAAUUGUGAUUCACUCGAGCGAUUUGAAUUUGAAGGAUUUUGUGAUUAAAAUUACGAAAUAGUUGCAUAAAGAAGAAAGUGCGACUGAAGAUAGUGCGCGGUGCGGUGGAUUCUUCGACUGGAAGGAAUUUUAAGGAUAUUAGUUCACGUGGGUGGAAGUGUCCACGAGGAACACGUUGAAAAAGAUAUUUUCGAAGUGGAGUAAUAAUGGAGAAUAAACAGAGUAUGAAUCGAAGUGUUUGAUGUGCUUGAGGGGUGGAAAGAAUUGAUCGUGAACAAAGGAUAAACCCAAAAUCUUCCAAACUGGGUGACGGCAGAGGAAAACCCCGUAGAGUCAGAAUGGCAGAUGAUAAUCAGCAGGAGAGCCAGCAUGUUCAUAAGGAAAUGAAAGUGGCGAAGCUUAUGCCUCUUGCGAUGAAGCUCUUGGAAAUUGUUUUAGCUGUGUUCGCUAUCGGAUUAGUCGUCGAUCCGUUAAAUUCGUUCCAGAAGAUCAUGAUUAGAAUGCAUUUCAAGCUUGACGAUGCCGCGAUAAUUUACAUCACUAUCGCUGGCUACCUGAUAAUCAACACGCUUUUUAUCAUUUGUCAACUGUUGGGAGAUCGAAUACCGAAAAGAACCUUGAUAUUGUUCUCCUCAGUCGGUGGGCUCCUGCACAUCGUCGCUGGAAGCAUAAUUGUCUAUAAUUGGAGAAAGAUUCUCGGCCCUUACUACAGCAACAACGAAUUCUAUCCCAGCAAACAGUACAUGGAUAUGUUCAUAUCAGGCGCAGUGUUCACAUUUGUCAAUGCUGCGGUUUUCUUCUUGGAAAUAUUUUUCAUCAUUUACUCGUCAAAAAGCAUCGAGUGAAAAGGAAAGAUACGGCGUAGAGGUCUUUAGAUUAAGAGAACAAGUAUGAAACAUUCGUCAGAAUUAUACUUACAAAUGCCUGCUUGAUGUAACUAGGAGGAUAAGUUGUCAGUAAGUUAGGAAAAAUAUGAAUAUUUAAUGUUAUGUAAAUUUUGAAAAAAAUGUCGUUUCUAUGGAGAAAAAAGAGAUUGCUGAUGUUAAAUAUGUCACGUAUUUUACAAAAUGGCUUAUCACAAGAGGUGAUGAAAGAAAGGAAACAGGAGAAUCGAAAAGAGAUGGUUUCCCACCGAAUGUGUUCUACAUCAUAUACCGAAAAAUGAAAAAUGUAAAAAUAAUGUACACUGAUAUAACGCCCAAAAAUAAUUCACGAGCCAAAUAUUCACAGAUUAGUUGUAAGUUCUGAUUCCGUCCAAUCGUCUUAACGACGAUCUAGUUAGAUGUUACUUGAUUAUACGCGUAGGUUAGAACAGUAGACAUUUAUAGGAAAUGUACAAAUCAAAUAAUGCAGUGAAUUGUAUACUGUAGAAGAUAGUUUUAACUGAUAAAUCAGAAUAAUAUUUUGGAUUAAUAGUUUCAUAAAGUUCUUAGCUUUAGUCUUUCCUUUUAGCAACGUAGCGAAUUUAGCAAUUAACAAAGAUUAAUCUCCAAAGAUUUUCUACAUAUAUGGUAUAUUUUAUGAUAUAUACGGUAUAUUUUUCAUGUUUUUAAAAAAUCAUAAAGAUCCAUUAAACAAUAUAUAUAUAUUGAAUAUUAUUUAUAAUCGAAAGUUUGGAUAACUAGAGUAGUGUUCUUAUACGUAUGUAUAGUAUAAUAUAUGUAUAAUAAUAUAAUCUGUAACCUCUAUUUCUUACUUGUUGAUGAUAUCAUACAUUUUAUAUAUAUUACAAAUCUCAGAAUUGCCAUGAAUAUUUUUAGAUAAUUAGUGACAAAAAUGAUACUUUUUAUAUUAAUAAUUGUAACUAUGAUAAGACCAAAAAUUAUAAUUCGUCUUUAUAUACAUUUAUCAAUUUAUAAAUCUAUUAUAUAGAUUUGACAAAAAUUGACGUGUCUUUAUCAAAAUACAUUCCGUCCAAUUUUAAUACUAAUCGACACCUUGUAAUACAAGAUGUUCGCGAAUUAAUAUUUUAUAUCGAUAAUCCUUUGUAAUAUAAUUUUAUAAGCCAAAUGUAAAACUUAUUAUAAAAGAGAACGAAAGUAUAUAAAAAGAUGUAUUAUACUGUACGCCAUAUAAUACAUGUACAAAAUAAGCGUUGGAAGAAUAA
Bombus terrestris (buff-tailed bumblebee) is the source of this 2343-nucleotide messenger RNA. RefSeq lists its product as uncharacterized. Bases 575 to 1081 code for a protein of 168 amino acids. Lineage: Eukaryota; Metazoa; Arthropoda; Insecta; Hymenoptera; Apidae. Gene Ontology annotation, biological process: septate junction assembly. The record is from RefSeq and is a predicted model, not a curated record. The transcript has 5 exons.